GUAGCACAGAGGCUUACUGAAGUUUCCUUCCCUCCAGAUGUUAUAAAGUGCAGAAAGGAGAGAAGUUCUGGUGUCCAGCAAUGCCCAGUCUGUGCUAGUCCCAGAAAUCACAGUGGGAAAAGUUUGGCAGAUCUUCCUUCUGCAUCUUUCACCUGCACCAAGCCAGUCAUCCAGGACUCCCUGAAAUCCAGGAACCUCACGCUGCCGGACGAUGGGGAUGUCACCUCUGUGUCACCCAAGGACUUGAUAGCCCCGAUAGGAUCUGUGGUUCUGAACCUGACUGACCAAGCAGGAAAUCGAGGCAACUUGGUUUGCGAUGUCCAGAAACCAAAGGAAAUGUCUCCCAUCUCGUUUGACAAGAACGGCCACAGCACGGUGCUCAAAACCUCGUUCUCAGCAUUCCUGGUGUGCGCUGUCGAUUAUGAACACAUCCAGCAGCUCUGGAGCAUCCUGGCCCUGUACAGCAACUCUCCUUUGGAGCUGGAGCAAACCGCGCAGACAACCGACGUGCCUUUUGUCAGCUACAAAUACAAGCAGCUCUCCGGUGAGAAGGAUGAGCUUUUCACCAGCAUCGAGGCGGUGCUGCGGGCUGAGCCAGCCUGGCUGCUGCAGAGCCGGGUGUCCCUGCAGCUGGACAGGAUGGCCACGACCCUGAGCGCCCUGCACGUCCGCUACUCCACCCGCGCCCGGCUCAGCCUGCCCAGCCCCGACAGCCCGGCCGGACACGGCUGGGCCAUCAUUUCCAGGGACAACAGCACGCAGACGGAGCACACGGUGCUGGUGGGGGGCACGGUGGAGCUGGGCUGCCGGGCGGUGGGCGAACCGGCUCCGGCCGUGCGGUGGCUGCUGGCCGACGGCAGCGCCGUGCGGGCUCCCCACCUCAGCGAGGACGGCAGGAUCGUGGUGCUGCAGAGCGGGCUGCUGACCCUGAGGACAGCCGAUGUGUUCGACACGGGGCUCUACCUCUGCAUCGGCAGCAACCAGCACGAUGCGGACGCGCUGGCGUUCCGAAUCACCGUGCUGGAUCCCGCGGUGGGGCGCGGCGGGGUCAAUGGGGCCCGGCUGUCCGCUGCCCUGGGCAGCACCCUGCACCUGCCCUGCACCUCCGCGGCUGCCCCGGACCCUGCCCUCACCUGGGUCCUGCCUGAGCACACGGUUCUUCGCCACUCCGCAGGAAACAAACGCAUUUUUGCCAACGGCACCUUGGCAAUCCAGGGCGUGACGGAGAGGGACGUGGGCUACUUCCGAUGUGUGGCAGCCAACAGGUACGGUGCUGAUCUUCUGGUGUUCCAAGUGCUCGUGGGACAGGAUGACACUGCUCUGAAGAAACAGCGUGAGGCUCUGGGACAGUGGGAAGAAGGCUCUGGCAAUGAACUGCUGCACUCUGCUUCAGCUCAGAGACAUCCCUGGGGCACUGCAGCCACCCUGGCAGCUCCUGGGGGAUCUGCUGCAGCACACAGACAUCCCUCGGGCACUGCAGCCACCCUG
This is a messenger RNA of Catharus ustulatus (Swainson's thrush), 1488 nucleotides long. Its product is annotated as immunoglobulin superfamily member 10-like. The record is from RefSeq and is a predicted model, not a curated record. The transcript has a single exon. The annotation marks the transcript as partial. NCBI's taxonomy places the organism in Eukaryota, Metazoa, Chordata, Aves, Passeriformes, Turdidae.